AUGGCCUGGGGCCCUGACCCGAUCCCCCAGGUUCUGCGGCCAGGCGUGGGUUACUUUCGCCCAAUCGACCAGACUUCGCAUGGUGGUAACCGCGCGGAACUGUUCCACGAGGUGUUUCGCAUGCGCACGCCUCAGGAGGACAUGUUCGGGCUCACCCAGGACCAGGCGUAUGCUCUGCUGACGUCUGAGAAGACAGACGAACUCCUUGAAACCAUCAUCUCAGCGUACGAGCGGUGCAAGCGGCACCACGACUUUGUGGUGAUAGAGGGCACGUCCAUGCGCGAUGGCACCAACACCUCUCCCCUCAACGGCCUCAUCGCCUCCGCCCUUGAAGCCCCUGCCCUGCUACUCUCCGAUGGCCGUGCUGCCUCACAAUUCCACCCCAAGCACACUGAGUCAGGAGGCGUGUUUGAGGACUGGGACUGGGAGAAGGAGGCGGCAGGGUGCAUCCUGGACCAUGCGCGUAUCAUGAGACAGUCGCGUGUCGACGUGGCGGGAGCACUCAUCUACCGCAUGCCCAAGACAUCCCGGGGGGCGGCAAGGCUGAGGGAAUACAUCACCCGCGCACACAUCCCCUUUGUGGGGGCCAUUCCCGAGGAUGUCUCGCUCGAGUCGUUCCAGGUGGAGGACGUGGCACGGGUGUUGAACGCGCAUGUGCUGUACGGCGACGUGCCCCACAGCAACAACAUGACCACCGAGGUCACGCGCACGCUCGUGGCCACGCUCCAUCUCGCAGACCUGCUCUCCUACAUCCCGCCCUCUGACGACCCGGGCAAAGGAGUCCUCGUCGUGGCUCAUGCCAGCCGCCCAGAUAUUCUGCUGGGGAUGAUCGACCUGCAUGAGACGCAUCUCAGCACCCAGGUGGCAGCCAUGGUGCUCACUGGCGGGUCGCCUCCCCCUUUGGAAGUUGACAUGCUCAUUCGGAGCCGGCCCACGAGAGUAUCCCUCCCAGUGCUGCUGUCCCCCAAGGCCACACACGACACGUGCAUCGCCCUCACCAAUGCCCAGCCCGAGCUGCACGCCACGUCCCACCGCAAGAUCGAGCGCGCCGAGGUCAUAUUCCACGAGAAUGUGGACAUGCGCAUGCUACACCAGGUGUUAUUCAAGGAGCGACCCCUCCGCAUGAACCCCAAGCUCUUCCAGCACACCAUCUUUGACAAGUCCAGAGAGGCGCAGUCCCACAUCGUGCUGCCGGAGGGAGCGGAACCGAGAACAAUCCAGGCAGCAGGGGAGGUGCUGCGGCGGUCGCUGUGCCGGGUGACCCUCAUAGGCCAUCCCGACGAGAUCAUCACCGCCGCCAAGCAGCUGCGCGUUGAUGUCUCUGGCGCUGACAUCGUCUACCCGCCCUCCGCUCCCAACCUGGAUCAUUAUGCUGAGCUGCUGUACCAAGCCCGCAAGGACAAG
Closterium sp. Naga37s-1 is the source of this 1404-nucleotide messenger RNA. The record is from the annotation of a GenBank genome assembly. NCBI's taxonomy places the organism in Eukaryota, Viridiplantae, Streptophyta, Zygnematophyceae, Desmidiales, Closteriaceae.